This is a messenger RNA of Polistes dominula (European paper wasp), 1229 nucleotides long. It is a transcript of the gene eIF3h, whose product is annotated as eukaryotic translation initiation factor 3 subunit h. Gene Ontology annotation, molecular function: protein binding; metallopeptidase activity; translation initiation factor activity. NCBI's taxonomy places the organism in Eukaryota, Metazoa, Arthropoda, Insecta, Hymenoptera, Vespidae. The record is from RefSeq and is a predicted model, not a curated record. Gene Ontology annotation, cellular component: cytoplasm; eukaryotic translation initiation factor 3 complex.
ACUAUUUGUUAACUCAAUGAUUAAAGUUUUGCUCUUUUUCACAUGAUCGGCAUGGUUAAUUGUGUGUGAACCUAAAAAUAUUUAACAAACCUCGAUAAAUACUUGAAUUCUUUUAAUUCCUCCUAAUAUAAAUUAUUACUCUCUGUUAAAAUGGCAUCAAGAACACAAUCCAGAAGAAUUCCUGAAGUAGAGCCACGUAUUGAUUACGUUCAAUGCGAUGGAUUGGUUGUAAUGAAAAUGGUUAAACAUUGUCAUGAGGAGUCUAUGAGCAACAUGGAAGUUGCACAAGGUGCACUUUUGGGUUUAGUUGUACAAAAUAGAUUAGAAAUUACCAAUUGUUUUCCAUUUCCUAAAAAUGAUGAAAUUGCUGACGAAGAGGAAUAUCAAUUAGCUAUGAUGCGUAGACUCAGAUGGGUCAACGUUGAUCAUUUCCAUGUCGGGUGGUAUCAAAGUGCAGAUGUUGGUAACUUUUUAAACGUAUCGCUUUUAGAAUCGCAGUAUCAUUAUCAAACGUCUAUAGAAGAAUCGGUUGUACUUAUUUAUGACACUGCCAAAUCAGCUAGAGGAUUUUUAACUCUUAAAGCUUAUCGUUUAACACCUCAAGCUAUUCAAAUGUAUAAAGAAGGUGAAUUUACACCAGAAGCUUUGAGAGCUCUUAAGAUUGGUUAUGAAACUCUUUUUGUUGAAAUUCCCGUUGUUAUCAAGAAUAGCAAUUUAACGAAUAUUAUGAUGUCGGAAUUAGAAGAAAUGGUUCCAGAAGAAGAAGGCACUAAAUAUUUAGAUCUUGGAACUGCUACAGUAUUAGAAAAUCAACUACGCUGUUUGAUGGAUCGUAUAGAUGAAUUAAAUCAAGAAGCUAUGAAGUUCAAUAGAUACCAACAAUUAGUUGUUAGACAACAACAAGAUAAAAAUCGAUUGUUGGCUAAGAGAGCUCAAGAAAACGCAGCGAGAGCUGCUAAAGACGAACCACCACUACCGGAUGAUGAUAUUAAUAAGAUUAUGAGACCAUUGCCAGUACCACCAAGAUUAAAUCCAAUGAUCGUCGCAGGACAAAUCAACACUUACAGCGAACAUAUAUCGCAAUUCUGUGCGCAAAGCUUAGCUAAAUUAUAUAUUACUCAAAGUCUUCAACAUGCUAAGGAAUCUAAAUCUUCCAAUUAAUGAAAUAACAAUCUCAUAUACAAUAAAUAUGAUGAUUAUAUUAUUAAGCAUUUGUAAUCAAACAUUAA